Molecule: messenger RNA, 4472 nt
Organism: Daktulosphaira vitifoliae (grape phylloxera)
Lineage: Eukaryota; Metazoa; Arthropoda; Insecta; Hemiptera; Phylloxeridae
Exons: 3
Coding region: 64-4356 (1430 amino acids)
Molecular function (GO): protein binding
Source: RefSeq, a predicted model, not a curated record
AUUUAACUAAAAAAAUGUAGUUAUUCAGAAUAUAUUAUUUAAGUAAAAAUAAGAAGAAUAAAAAUGGAGAAAUGGCAAUUGGUAUAUUUUUUUAUGAUAAUUUCCUGUUUCAUAUUUAACGAAGGUAUUAAAAAUCAAUAUUCGGGUGAAAAAAAAAUAUGCCCAUUUGAAAAAGGUACAACAAGAAUGGCUGCUAAAAUUGGUGACAUAGAAACAUUAAAACUAGCUUACGAAAGUAAUUGUGAAUGGGAUAAAUAUACAACUACUGAAGCUGCUGCAAAUGGACAUUUUGAAUGUUUAAAAUAUGCCCACGAAAAUGGAUGUCCAUGGGAUGUAGGUACAACCGAAGCAGCUGCAAAAUAUGGUAAUUUAGAAAACUUAAUAUAUAUUCACAAAAAUGGCUGUAAAUGGGAUAAAACAACAACAAGUGCUGCUGCUGAAUAUGGGCAUGUUGAAUGCCUAAAAUAUGCACAUGAAAAUGGAUGUCGUUUAAAUAGAGGCAUAACUCAUUCUGCAGCUUUAGGAGGUAAUUUAGACUGUUUAAUAUACGCACAUAAAAAUGGUUGUCCAUGGGAUAGAGGCACAAUAUUUGCCGCUGUCACAAGAAAUAAUUUAAACAUUUUAAAAUAUGCCCACGAAAAUGGAUGCCCAUGGGAUAAAGGCAUAACCGAAGAGGCUGCAAUAAAUGGUAGUUUAGAUUGUUUAAAAUAUCUUCAUAAUAAUGGCUAUAAAUGGGAUAAAACAACAACAAGCUCUGCUGCUUCAAAUGGACAAUUUGAAUGUUUAAAAUAUGCACAUGAAAAUGGAUGUCCAUGGGAUAAAUACACAACUGUAAUAGCGGCACAAUGUGGUCAUUUCGAUUGUUUAAAAUAUGCACAUGAAAAUGGGUGCCGCUUGAAUGAAAGCAUAAGCGGAUAUGCAGCUCUAGGAGGUAAUUUAGAUUGUUUAAAAUAUGCACAUGAAAAUGGGUGCCGCUUGAAUGAUAGUAUCAGUAGAUUUGCUGCCCUAGGAGGUAAUUUAGAUUGUUUAAAAUAUGCACACGAAAAAGGGUGUUUAUGGGACAAAGAAACAACUAGAAACGCUGCUCUAAAUGGACAUUUUGAAUGUUUAAAAUAUGCACAUGAGAAUGGAUGUCCAUGGGAUGCCGGUACAACUGAAGAAGCUGCAAAAUAUGGUCAUUUAGACUGUUUAAAAUAUGCACAUAAAAAUGGCUGUAAAUGGAGUGAAAAAACAAUAAGUAACGCAGCUUUGAAAGGACAUUAUGAAUGUUUAAAAUAUGCACACGAAAAUGGGUGCCGCUGGAAUGAAACCAUAAGUAGAUAUGCUGCUCUAGGAGGUAAUUUAGAUUGUUUAAAAUAUGUGCAUGAAAAUGGAUGUUCAUGGGAUGUUGGUAAUUCAAAAAUUUUAGAAUAUAUAGACGAAAAUGGAUGGGAGUGUAAUGAUGGCAUUACUACUGCAGCUACCAAAAGUGGUAAUUUAGAAAUUUUAAAAUACGCACAUGAAAAUGGUUGUUCAUUUGAUGAUGGUAUAACUACUGCAGCAACCGUAAGAGGUAAUUUUGAAGUUUUAAAAUAUGCACAUGAAAAUGGAUGUCCAUUAGACGAUGGAAUAAAUAUUCUCGCCACCGAUAGAGGUGAUUUUGAAAUUUUAAAAUAUUUAUAUCAAAAUGGAUUUCCAUGGGAUAAAAGAACAACAAAAGUAGCAGCACGUUAUGAUAAUUUGGAAUUUUUGAAGUAUGCCCAUGAAAACGGAUGCAAAUGGGCUUUUGGUACAACUGCAGCUGCUGCUUUAAAUGGUAAUUUGGAUUGUUUGAAAUAUGCCAUUGAAAAUGGAUGUUCUUGGGAUGAGGGAACAACUAGAGAAGCUGCAGCAGGAGGAUAUUUAGAUUGUUUACGUUAUGCUCAUGAAAAUGGGGCUAAAUGGGACGAAGGUACAAUAGAGACAGCAGCAUUUUAUGGUAAUUUAGAUUGCUUAAUAUAUGCCCACAAAAAUGACUGUAAAUGGGAUAUAGGCACAACAAGCGCCGCUGCCUUUAUGGAUCAAUUUCAUUGUUUAAAAUAUGCCCAUGAAAAUGGAUGCCCUUGGGAUGAUGGCAUAACUACUGCGGCUACUAAAAAUAAUAAUUUAGAAAUUUUAAAAUAUGCACAUGAAAAUGGAUGCCCGUGGGAUGAUGGAAUAACUACUGUAGCCACUAAAAGUGGUCAUUUAGACAUUUUAAAAUAUGCUUAUGAAAAUGGAUGCCCGUGGGAUGAUGGUAUAACUACUGUGGCUACUAUAAGUGGAAAUUUAGAAAUUUUAAAAUAUGUACACGAAAAUGGAUGCCCGUGGGAUGAUGGCAUAACUACUGCGGCUACUAAAAAUAAUAAUUUAGAAAUUUUAAAAUAUGCACAUGAAAAUGGAUGUCCGUGGGAUGAUGGAAUAACUACUGUGGCCACAAAAAGUGGUCAUUUAGAAAUUUUAAAAUAUGCACAUGAAAAUGGAUGCCCGUGGGAUAAUGAAAUAACUACUGUAGCCACAAAAAGUGGUAAUUUAGAAAUUUUAAAAUAUGCACAUGAAAAUGGAUGCCCGUGGGAUGAUGGAAUAACUACUAUAGCCACUAAAAGUGGUCAUUUAGACAUUUUAAAAUAUGCUUAUGAAAAUGGAUGCCCGUGGGAUAAUGGAAUAACUACUGUAGCCACAAAAAGUGGUAAUUUAGAAAUUUUAAAAUAUGCACAUGAAAAUGGAUGUCCGUGGGAUGAUGGAAUAACUACUGUGGCCACAAAAAGUGGUCAUUUAGAAAUUUUAAAAUAUGCACAUGAAAAUGGAUGCCCGUGGGAUGAUGGCAUAACUACUGCGGCUACUAACAGUGGAAAUUUAGAAAUUUUAAAAUAUGCACAUGAAAAUGGAUGCCCGUGGGAUGAUGGAAUAACUACUGUAGCCACUAAAAGUGGUCAUUUAGACAUUUUAAAAUAUGCUUAUGAAAAUGGAUGCCCGUGGGAUGAUGGUAUAACUACUGCGGCUACUAAAAGUGGAAAUUUAGAAAUCUUAAAAUAUGUACAUGAAAAUGGAUGUUCGUGGGAUGAUGGAAUAACUACUGUGGCUAUGGUAAGAGGUAGCUUUGAAAUGUUUAAAUAUCUACAUGAAAAUGGUUGUCCAUGGGAUGAAGAAACAACAAAAGUUACUGCUACUUAUGGUAAUUUACAAUUCUUAAAGUAUGCUCAUGAAAACAAAUGUAAAUGGGCAAUUGGCACAACUAAAGCUGCUGCUUUUAGAGGUAGUUUUGAAAUUUUAAAAUAUGUACAUGAAAAUGGAUGUCCAUGGGAUAGUGGCACAGUUACUGCGGCUAUUCAGAGAGGUAGCUUUGAAAUGUUUAAAUAUCUACAUGAAAAUGGUUGUCCAUGGGAUGAAGAAACAACAAAAGUUACUGCUACUUAUGGUAAUUUACAAUUCUUAAAGUAUGCUCAUGAAAACAAAUGUAAAUGGGCAAUUGGCACAACUAAAGCUGCUGCUUAUAGAGGUAGUUUUGAAAUUUUAAAAUAUGCACAUGAAAAUGGAUGUCCAUGGGAUAGUGGCACAGUUACUGCGGCUAUUCAAAGAGGUAGCUUUGAAAUGUUUAAAUAUCUACAUGAAAAUGGUUGUCCAUGGGAUGAAGAAACAACAAAAGUUACUGCCGCUUAUGGUAAUUUAGAAUUCUUAAAGUAUGCUCAUAAAAACGGAUGUAAAUGGGCCAUUGGCACAAUUAAAGCUGCUGCUUUUAGAGGUAGUUUUGAAAUUUUAAAAUAUGCAUAUGAAAAUGGAUGUCAAUGGGAUUAUGACACAACUAGGGCUUCUGUGGCAAGUGGUUGUCUAGACUGUUUAAAGUAUGCUCAUGAAAAAGAGUGUCCAUGGGAUGAAGGAACUUUAGUUACAGCUUCUGCGCAUGGUAAUUUAGAUUGUUUAAGAUAUGCACACGAACAUGGAUGUAAUUGGAUCGAAGGUACGACGAGAGGGGCUGCUGCAAAUCGAAAUUUAGAAUGCCUCAAAUAUGCCUAUGAAAAUGGAUGUGAAUGGGAUGAAGGCACAACAAGGGAAGCUGCUGCGAGUGGAUGCAUUGGUUGUCUGAAAUUUGCUAAUGAAAAUGGAUGUAAUUGGGAUGAAGGUACAAUAGUAACAGCUUCUGCGCACGGUAAUUUAGAUUGUUUAAAAUAUGCCCACGAAAAUAGAUGUAAAUGGGAUGAAGGCACUACAAGACUUGCUGCUGCAAAUGGUCAGUUUCUUUGUUUAAAAUACGCCCACGAAAAUAAUUGUCCAUGGAGUAGAAAUACCAUUUAUGAAGCUAGUGUAAGAGGUUUUGUUGAUAUAAUUUACUACGCAUACGAAAAUAGCUGUCCUAAUUAGUUUUGAAAUAUUAUUUAUCUGUGACAUUAUAUUUUAAAUAAAUUCUAUAAGCCAAAAUGUCAAUCGUUUUAUUGGUAGCAAUUAUAUUAUUUUACUUGCUCAAUAAAAAUUCUUAU